AGUUUCGGCUCAGCGUAUUGAGCACGCCAAGUGAUCCGGAGGUGCACAAUCCUGAGGUGUGUGUUUCCUCAUGAAGAAGGUUGCAGGAGCCGCGCUGUGUGUGUUGGCACUCACCUUGGCUGGCUGCGGAAACGACGGCACGAGCCCGGGAACGGGAACGACGAGCAGCACCACCACCACCCAUCCGAACCAGCCAGCAGGUCCCAUCGAUUGCCCGGCAGACUUGAAGCGCGGGCACUGCACCAAGUGCUACUACACCGGUGGCGCCAGCGGCGAGACUCAAUGCCAGGGAUGCUCUGACCCCUACAAGCUCAACGGCCAGGCCUGCACGGUGUCCUGCUCUGACAUGCCGGCGCCUGCGGCCAAGCCCGGCAUGCCCGACUCCGCCAUGGCUUACAACGGCAUGACUUGGCCAUCGCUCUGCUUCGACGAGGACGAGAUCCACUUCUUCACUGUCGGCGACUGGGGCGGCGUUUGCUCCUGGACGGACGGCAAGUGCACGGACUCCAGCAAUCCCUACGCCGCCAAACAGCCGGAUCUCAAGGGCAAGCCCUGGCCAAUGCCCAACCGCCAUGGGGCGCCCUUGCAAGAGCCCAUCGACUGGAUGGCCCAGGGCCUCGUGGCGGAUCGCAUGAAGGAGAAGGUCGCGGAGCUCAAGAAGGAGGGCAAGGCGCCAAAGUUCAUCCUCAACGUAGGGGAUAACUUCUACCCGGGGGGUGUGGACACGCACUGCGACAACGGCUCCCCGCACGACGCCGUGUUUACGCAGUCGCAGUUCUCACAGAUCUUCGAGCAGGUCUACCCCGUGGAGGACCUGGGCAACAUCGAGUGGUGGAGCGUUCUUGGCAACCACGACUACGGAGGUGUGUGCUACAUCAAGGGCUGGGACCAGCAGAUCUUUUACACCUUCAAGCCCGACGGACGCUGGGUGAUGCCGGCGCAGUACUGGCACCGCAAGGUGCAGUUCCAAACGUUCAGCGUGGACUUCUGGUUUCUGGACACCAACAUCCUGGACACCCAGAACCCCGCGGACAACCCGGACCACAACCUCUGCUCCGCGAGGAGCAAUCCCGGCCUGCACUGCGAGAACACGAGGUACCCGGCGAGCAACGGUUCGGACCCGGCCACCUGCUCAGCUACCGGGCCCACCAGCCCCGAUGACUGCGUGAAGUGGUUCGAGAAGCUUUGGGCGGACCAGAAGACGUGGUUCACGGCCGCCGUGGCGAAGAGUGACGCGGACUGGCAGAUCGUGGUGAUGCAUCAUCCACCCAGCUACACGCCGGGCAGGGGCGCGAGUGUGCUGCACUGGGCGGACAUCGCCCGCUCGGCCGGCAUUGACCUCAUCGUGUCUGGCCAUAAGCACGAGCAGAAGGUGUACUACCAGAGGGCCACGGGCGGAGCGGACCUCGAGGACACCGCCUGGGUGAUCACUGGCGGUGGUGGCGGUGUCACCGCCGAGAUGCUGCCGACCAGCUCCGGCUACGAUGACGCGUAUGGCUUCAUGGACAUGAGCAUCUCCCUGAACGAGUUGGAGAUUGCGGCCAUCUCCCACGGGGGCGUCAACGGCAAAUACAUCGAGCGCUCCAGGACGAAGGUGGCCCCACGUCUCAAGCCAAGCGUGGAUGCAGUGGACGAUAUGGAGAUCACCGUCUGAGCGACGGACGCUCAGGCGCUGAAAGGACUUGCCUUUGAGCCUGCCUUCGGACCUCGCCUUUCAAGGUUCCUGCGAAUCGGAGCCCGCACUCGAGUUGCAAGCUGGUGGUUGUGACAUUUGGGGUC
Molecule: messenger RNA, 1779 nt
Organism: Effrenium voratum
Lineage: Eukaryota; Dinophyceae; Suessiales; Symbiodiniaceae
Source: the annotation of a GenBank genome assembly